AUGAAGCUUCAUGUGAAGAAGUAUGAAAAGCCAAAUCCGACAGUAGUAAAACAAUCAAAAACUCCAGUUGUUGGUUUGAAAAAUGAAAUCAAUGAAGACGAUAAUCAAGAAUUCAAAAAAUGGUGCAGAAUUAGACACGAUGCUUUGCAACAGUUAUUAUUAAUGAGAACAAAAUAUUUUCAAGGUCAGAGUAGCAAAAUUUUGGGCAUUGCGGACGAUUUAUCAUCAUCAGAUAAGCAUGAACAGUCACAAAUUAAGAAAAAGAAAAGAAAUUUCGAAUGGAUCAAUAUAUUAUUACCAUAUCUCUCAGAAUAUAAUCCAUAUUGUUCAUUAUGUGCCAAACAUAAAGAUUAUGGUAGCUUGAAGAACACAAAUGUAUUUACAUCGUAUGUAAUUUCAGCUAUUUUCUACUGUCAACAUGAUUCAUAUCCAUUUCUAUGUGUUAUUCGUGUAUCAUUAAAUGGUCAACUGCUUAUCGUCACGAGAUCAGAUAAAAAUAAUAUGAACAAGGACCAGCCAAAUCGUGUUAUGCAUACCAAUCAAAAAUGUGCUCCUCCAAUACGACGUGAUGCUAUUAAAAGAGAUUUUAAAAAAGGUCAAACGCCACCACAUAAUUUUGAUAACACUGGUAAAGCUAUCGGAACGUUAAAGAAAAUCGAAGCGGAAUUGUUAGCUGAUUCCCGAUACGGUAAAAACGAGGAUGAAUCAUUAAAAAAUGUUUGUGCAAAAUGGAUUACUAAUCUAUCGUAUGAUUUAACAGUAAAAGGCGCCGUCCAGUUGUUAGCAACUGCUCCAUCAUUGAUGGUGAUCGUUUAUACUGAAGGAACAGUCCGAUUAUAUGAUCUAUUGAUACGUCAGUCUGGUAGUGUGCUUUCUUGGGAUGCUACAGGUAUUUCUCAACCGUCGGAUAAUGGAAAAACCAUCAUACAUGCCUGCGUUGCACACAUAAUGUGCUUUUUUCGAAAGCGAGUGGUCAACAAAUACGUACCAGAGAAGUUGCAAGAAUUAGCGAUGUGGUGUUGCUCUUUAUUAUUGAACACAUACACAUGGGCAGAAAUGCUAAACAAUUGGCGAUUAGUUUGUUCAUUUUUUUUGAAUUAUUAUCUGGAUAAAAUUCUACCCACAACAUAUGAAUCAUUAGUUGAUAAAAUUCGUCAUAUUCGUCAGCGCGGAAUCACAAUUAAUGAUGAAAAAACAUCGGGUAAAGCUAAUGAAAAAGAACAACAAUCAAUAACGAACAAUGAUCCAUAUGCAUUUGUCGACGAUAUGGAUGGAAAUCUGAUGCAAAAUGACGAACAAGAAGAAUAUAUUGCUUUCUUUGAUGAAGAAAAAGAAUUAGAUACAGUUACUUCUGAUCUAAAAAAAAUUUUUACAGUGUCUAUGAUGAUGUUAAAAAACAGACUUUACAUGAACCAUUAUCAGAGCAAAAAUCAACAGAUCAUGAAAAAAAUAUUAAGUUUUUAA
Didymodactylos carnosus is the source of this 1464-nucleotide messenger RNA. The record is from the annotation of a GenBank genome assembly. NCBI's taxonomy places the organism in Eukaryota, Metazoa, Rotifera, Eurotatoria, Philodinida, Philodinidae.